Messenger RNA from Neomonachus schauinslandi (Hawaiian monk seal), 1290 nucleotides. RefSeq names its product isochorismatase domain containing 1 (gene ISOC1). The record is from RefSeq and is a predicted model, not a curated record. The transcript has 5 exons. Gene Ontology annotation, cellular component: cytoplasm. The coding region runs from base 40 to 930 and encodes 296 amino acids. NCBI's taxonomy places the organism in Eukaryota, Metazoa, Chordata, Mammalia, Carnivora, Phocidae.
GCCUCGCUGGCCUCGGAGCUGGCAGACGCUCGGGGGAACAUGGCGGCGGCGGAGCUGGCUGUCCCGGCGCUCCCCAAUAGCGGCGGCGCGGGGGCGCCGUCGGGCACGGUCCCCGUGCUCUUCUGCUUCUCGGUCUUCGCGCGGCCCUCGUCCGUGCCGCACGGCGCGGGCUACGAGCUGCUCAUCCAGAAGUUCCUCAGCCUGUACGGCGACCAGAUCGACAUGCACCGCAAAUUCGUGGUGCAGCUCUUCGCCGAGGAGUGGGGCCAGUACGUGGACCUGCCCAAGGGCUUCGCGGUGAGCGAGCGCUGCAAGGUCCGCCUCGUGCCGCUUCAGAUCCAGCUCACCACCCUGGGAAAUCUUACACCUUCAAGCACUGUGUUUUUCUGCUGUGAUAUGCAGGAACGAUUCAGACCAGCCAUCAAAUAUUUCGGGGAUAUUAUUAGUGUGGGACAAAGAUUGUUACAAGGGGCCCGAAUGUUAGGAAUUCCAGUUAUUGUAACAGAACAGUACCCUAAAGGUCUUGGAAGCACCGUUCAAGAAAUUGAUCUAACAGGUGUAAAACUCGUCCUUCCAAAGACCAAGUUUUCAAUGGUAGUACCAGAAGUAGAAGCAGCGUUAGCCGAGAUUCCUGGAGUCCGGAGUGUUGUAUUAUUUGGAGUAGAAACUCAUGUGUGCAUCCAGCAAACAGCUCUGGAGCUCGUUGGCCGAGGUAUUGAGGUUCAUAUUGUUGCUGAUGCCACCUCAUCGAGAAGCAUGAUGGAUCGGAUGUUUGCUCUUGAGCGUCUUGCUCGAACCGGGAUCAUAGUGACCACGAGUGAGGCUGUUCUGCUACAGCUGGUGGCAGAUAAAGACCAUCCAAAAUUCAAGGAAAUUCAGAAUUUAAUUAAGGCGUGUGCUCCAGAGUCAGGCCUGCUUUCCAAAGUAUAAGGACAUUUGAAGGACUGGUAUGGUACUCACCAUCAGGUGACAGGACUGUAAGCCCACACUAGCUCUUGUCUCUACUAGAAUUAAAAUGUUAAAGUCAAAACUUGGCUCCUUUUUUGCACCUCUUAGUCAAACAUAACCAGUUAGACCAUUUGGGUGCCAGCAUUUAGUUACAAAUGUCAAAGGCUUCAGGUGCUGCCUAUCUUCUUCUUCUUUUUUUUUUGUUAAUGUGCUUUUAUUUAUUAAAAAAAAUUAUAAUGGAGGUGUCUGUUUUGUGUAUACUGUAUCCACUGGUCAUUUUUUUUUUUUUUAAAGAUUUUAUUUAUUUGAGAGAGAGAGAAUGAGAGAGAGCACAUGAGAGGG